GUGCAUUGUACCUACCUAAAUAAGAAAAUUUUUGUUUACAUAUCACUUGUUUAAAUAUUUUUUAUAUUCUAGUGUAGUCGGCAGACGAAGUGUAUAUAAUAUUAAAUUUCCGUGGAUUUGAUCUAGAAAAUGUCAUCACAGCUGGAGACCAUAAUUAAUGCCUACAAGACCCUCGCUAAAAUACCAUCAGUGCUUAGUGGCAGGUUGACUAAUAACGGCCAUAGGGUGACCUCGAAAUGGCAAGUUCGGAAUCUGGACAAGGGCAAACCCACAAAGUACAACAUAGAGUAUUACCUUGACGACAAUUUGAAGGUCAUCGGUCAGAGUUCCUUUGGCUCAGAUGUCAGUAACGAAUUGCUAUCAUCUAUAUCGCCUUCUGAGUCAUACCGCGCAGUGAUACGCGAGGAGAAGGACAAGAAAGAUGUCAAGAAACAGUACCUUGAAGUGUGGAGUAAGAGUACAUUGACGCACUCUAUAGACCUCACCGCUGUGGAUGUUCAUGGUGACGUUUAUGCUGAUUCCGAAUUCGGGUGCCUCAACUGGUCUAGCGACGAGUCCGCGAUCGUUUACAUCGCCGAGAGGAAGUUGGCCAAAAGCGAGCCUUACAUUCAGAGAAAAAAUGAGGACAAAUCCAAAACCGACGGCAGCGGCGAAGCUAAGGAGACGCCUAAGAAGGGCGAAGAGUUCAUCUAUCGUCAGGACUGGGGUGAACAGCUCGUGGGGAAGUACCUCUCUUCAAUUGUUGUGUGCGAAGUGGAUACGGAGAAGAUUACUGUCAUUGAGGGUCUGCCUCAGUCAUGGUGCCCGGGGCAGGUGCGUUUCACCCCAGACGGGAAGAGCCUCGUCGGGGUGGCGUGGGAGACUGAACCCAGGAGGUUGGGACUCAUCUUCUGCACCAACAGACCUUCUGUGAUAUUUAAAAUUACGCUGGACGGCAGUUAUAGUAUAAUUUCUGAAGGCCACUCGGUGAGGUCACCCAAGUUCAACAGGAAUGGUGACCUGUACUGGCUACAGCGGACCAGUGGGGGGCCCCAUCACGCUUGCCAUGAGCUCAAGAGAUAUAAUGGGUCGCAAACCACAACGGUUAUACCAAUAGUGGACACCGAUAUGAUUAUAUCAAACGGAAUGUUCCACGGAUUGUUCUGUCUAUCGAUGCCGAGCCGAUGUUUUGCGAGCGAUGGUCGUAUUGUGAUCACUACGCCUCAGAAGAAUGAAAUAAGGAGUUAUGUCGUUGAACCAGAAAGCAAAAUCAUAGUGGACAUUUCGAAUCGCUCGCGAGCAUGCUCGACGAGCGUGUUGGACGUGCUCGGAUCAUACGUACUAGCAGUAUGUUCAGAUUUGAACACACCAGCACAGUUGUACAUAGCGAAGUUACCCGAAUCCGGUCGGGAAGCUGAAAUACAAUGGAUAAGAAUCAGCGAUCCUAUUGAAGCGCCGACCAGUGUUGCCACAUCCAAAGUGGAGUAUUUGCAAUUGGAGCAUAAGGACUCGAAAGAUGACGUCAAAUCAUUCACCGCGAUAUAUUUUGCGCCCGUGUCUGACAAGAAAUUACCACUAAUUGUGUGGCCGCACGGAGGGCCACAUUCAGGCUUCGUGAACGCGUUCUCCAUAGAAGCAGCUCUGCAUAGUAUGUUGGGCUUCGCGUCCCUCCAAAUAAACUACCGCGGUUCAUCAGGCGCGGGUCAGGCCUCCAUUUUAUGCCUUCUCAAGAAUCCCGGAGAUUUCGACGUCAAAGACUGCAAGCUGGCCACAGACGUGGCCCUAACUCGGUACCCGUUGGACCCCAAUCGCGUCGGCCUCACUGGCGGGUCCCACGGAGGGUUCCUAGUCACCCACCUGAGCGGCCAGUAUCCGGAUACUUAUAGAGCGGUCGUAACGAGAAAUCCAGUUAUAGAUGUCGCUAGCAUGUUCAAUUCAACGGAUAUAGCUGAUUGGUGUGCAGUGGAAGCCGGCUUCGAAUUCAAAGAGUCCGGGGCGGUUUCCGAAGUGGAACUGCUGGCGAUGAGGCGGUGCUCGCCGCUGGUCCACGUGCACAAGGUCAAAGCCCCGACCGCGCUCAUGCUGGGCUCCGGGGACAAGAGGGUACCACAUUACCAGGGGCUCGAGUACGCCAGGAGGUUGAAGGCUAACGGAGUGGAAACCAGGAUAUACAUGUACGAUGACAACCACUCUCUCUCGUCGCCAGCAGCUGAGAUGGACAACUUGAUCAACGGCAAUCUAUGGCUUCUCACACAUUUAUCAUGAUUUCAUCAUAUUUUGCACAAUUGAAAAUAUGUACGAACACUGCAAUAUUGUAAAAAAAAUACUAUUUUUUUUUAUUAGAAAAUGAUGCAAUUUUUUUAUACUCCUAAAAAUCUAUUAUGGUUAAGCUACAGUGUGAGUUGUGAAUGCGAAAAAUUGUUAUAUCGUAUUUACUUUAUAUAUUGUUUUUUAUUUUAAUAUUAAUAAGCGUAAGUUUUGAUUUCAUAAAGUAAAUUGUUAUUUUUUUAAUAAUUAGUAAUAAAUCAUAACGGUUUAAA
This is a messenger RNA of Amyelois transitella, 2519 nucleotides long. RefSeq names its product acylamino-acid-releasing enzyme. The transcript is spliced from 15 exons. Lineage: Eukaryota; Metazoa; Arthropoda; Insecta; Lepidoptera; Pyralidae. Bases 130 to 2244 code for a protein of 704 amino acids. The record is from RefSeq and is a predicted model, not a curated record. Gene Ontology annotation, biological process: proteolysis. Gene Ontology annotation, molecular function: serine-type endopeptidase activity.